UCCACUAACCUGAUCUAUUCUGGCAAGGCCGCAAGGUCUAGCCACUGAAGGCUUGGCUCUCCAAGCUAUGAUGGGUAAGGGAUAGGCUUCAGGGUGGUUCGUGGAAGUUCUAACCCAGUUUAGAUUCCAGAUUUCCAAAACGCGUGCUUUCGUCCCUUCGUUUUUCGCAUCAGCAGACAAUCUAGCCGGUUUCGCGAGGGCCAGAUCGAGCCGUGCGAAGGCUCACCGCACAAGACGAGCGAUAACUGCACGACGAAAGAUCACCUCGAGAUCACCUCGCUAUCACCUCGCGAUCACCGACAUAUUUUUACAGCCAGCCAUCGGCUAUUUUUUCCCGGCAUGAAUUCCUACGGCAUGCCUCCAGGAGGCGGGCCUACGAGCGGCCCUGGCGGUGGUAACCCGCUCGGUAACAUGGUCGGCGGGAGGAGACGAGAGGUCUGGCGGAUCGUCAGCGAUCCGAACAUCCACCUCGGUAGAGUCACAAAUUCUGACGUAUACUCGCAACCCAAGGGAAUCCCGGACGGGAUGCCGAAUUACCCCGGAGGACCCAUGGGUUCAGGCGGCAGCUCCGGGAUUCCCGGGAUGGCGAUGCGCGGCUUAGGCGGUCCCUCUCAGGAGCAGAUCCCGCCUGGAUACUACCGACCCGCUGGCGGCGGCGGCGGAGGAGGGGGAGGGGGGGCAGCAUAUGGGCGGAUGAACAGUGCGUAUGGGCGUGGGGACGCGGGAGGAAGAGGGAGCGCCAGCGGAGGGGGAAGCGGCGGAGGGGGGCCUCCGCGCCAGGUGUAUCAGCUGCCGCAGUACCGAGGGCGGGGCCGGAACAGCAGGCCGUACGGGCAGGCGGCGCAGAACCCGGAAGGAGUGGGCGCAGGGUCCGGAUUAGGAGCAGCAGGGCCGGGGCCGUCUGGGGGUUUAGAGAAUGGCGAAGCGGUGGGCGUGAGGCAGACGCACGCGAGCAACAGCAGCACGUCGUCGAGCCUGUCGCAAGAGGAGGAUAGCCAGGCGCGAAGGCAGCACGCGCAACAGCAGCAGGAGCAACCACACGACUUCAACGUUCAGCAGCAGAUGCUCCAGCAGGCAGAAGAGCAGCAGCAGACAGAGCAGCAGCAGCAGCAGCAGCAGCAACUGCAGGCGGAUGAGGAGGUUGCAAGCCAGCAGCACGAGCAGCAACAAUAUCCCGCAAGCACCCAGCAGAGCGAGGUUGACCGUCAGGAAGAAGAAGACAGCGAUCCAGUAGAUUUGAACGGGCAGCAGCAGCAGCAGCAGUUUGAGCAGCAGCAGAAGGAGCAGGGGCAGCAGGAGCAGGAGCAUGAGCAGCAAUCGCAGCAAUCGCAGCAGGAGCAGAGCGAGCAGUCAGAGGAAGAGAAAGAGGUGCAAGUGGACGCAGGCGAAGGGGGGGGCAGACAGGUGGAAAUCUCUGCCAUCGCCCUCUCCAUCCCCAGCAGUGAGGCCUCGCAACCCGGGGCCCAUCAGAAGGACGUGAAUCAGCAGGCGGAGGACGAGGGGCGGGCGCUGGUGGGCCUAGAGGAGGGCGAGCUGAGGGCGCUGGUGGCGCAGGCAGCAGCGGCGCGGGAGGCGGCGGUGCGGGCGGAGGUGGUGCGGACAGCGGCGCUCAUGGCGCGCGUGGAGGUGGGCCGAGCGAGGGCGGAGUUUGAGGCGGAGAGGCAGCAGCUGCUGGCGGCAGAAGAAGCUUUGAAGAGUCAACUGGCGAGUGCGCUGGAGGCAGUGCGGGGCGCGGAGGAGGAGAUGCAGCGUGUGAAGGAGAGGGCGGAGGAGGCGGAGCAGCAGGUGACGGCGCACCAGAACGAGAUCAAGGAACGGGUGUGGCAGAAGGAGGGGCUUAUUCGAGAGAAGAAUUCGGAAGUGGCCGCACUGAGGCGGGAGAGGGACGGGGCGGUAGCAGAGAGCAAGGCGCAGGCGAGUCAGAGGGAGGUGGAGAGGGCUGAUAUGACGGCUCAGAUGGAGAGGCUGCAGAGCCAAGUGGCGGACACAGAGCAGCGGCUCAGAGAAACGCAGAACCAGCUGCGGCUGGUGCAGGAGGAGCUGUGGCAGAAGGAGGAUGCAGUGAAGGAGGCGCAGGGGUGGGCGGCACACGGGCAGGACAUGGAGGCCCACGUGGCAGCGAUCACAGCAGCCAAUCAGAGCCUGCAUGGGGAGCUGAGGGAGCGCACGGACCAGUGCCACCACCUCUUUGCCGUCACGCACCAGCUCAGGCAGCAGCUAGCAGAGAGCGAGCGGUACCACGUGCAGCUGAUACAGCGCCUGCAGAUGGAAAACACCGACCUGCGCUCCCGGCUCGGCGCCCCCCCUGCUGCCGGCCCUGCUGCUGCUCCGGGUGGUGGUGCUGCUGCAGUGGCAGGUGUGGCAGCAGCAGCAGCAGCAGCAGCAGCAGGUGCUGGUACGGGCGCCACAGCGACUGCAGGAGGUCAGCCGGCAGCAGCAGCGGCGUUGGGGCCAUCUGGAGGGAGCGGUGCUGGGGGGAGCACAGGAGCAGGGACGGCGGCAGGAGGGGCCGUGCAGGGAGCUGUGGUGGCAAUGGGUGGCACGGGUGGUGCUGGGGCCAGCAAGGACGGGAAGAGCGAAGCAGCAGCUCCCCAGCCAGCUCAAGCCCGCCCUCCCAUGGUGCACCCAUACCUCAUGCGGCCGCCCAUGCCGCAUGCCUUCUACGCUGCCGGCAUGCAGCCCAUGCCUCUGCUCGGGCCUCAUUCCGUCUCCCCUCCAGCCCUGCACCCCGCACACCCGCACCCCUCCGCCCUCCCCCCUGGCGCCUACCCCCCUGCGGGCAUGCAAGGGCACGGAGCGCAGGUAGCAGGGUUGCAGGCAGGUUAUGCAGUUGCCCCCGGAGGCGUGGGGUUGCAGACACAGCAGACACAGCAGACACAGCAGACACAGCAGACACAGCAGACACAGCAGACACAGCAGACACAGCAGACACAGCAGACACAGCAGACACAGCAGACACAGCAGACACAGGUGCAGACACAGGAGCAGACACAGGGACAGGCGCCAAAAACACAGGGUCAGCAGCCAAGCCAGCAGCAGCAGCAGCAGCAGGCACAGUUAUUUCACCACAUCACGCACCCCAUGAGCGGCCAGCCUCUUGCCCUGGAGCCCAGUGCUCAGCAGCAGCAGCCCAACGGUGGGCCUCUCUCCCAACAGCAUGCCGCUGCCGGUAGCUCUGGGCCUGGGACCCGCAGGGGGGCAGGCGGCAACACUGCUGGUGGUACUGCGGAGAACAGCAGGGAGAGCGCCGGCAGCAGUAACCCUGGAGGUGGCUCCCGCAGCGGUGUAAUCCCCCCUGGUGAUGCAAGCUCAGCAGGCGCAUAUGCAAAUGGGCAUGUUGAUAACAGCACUGACAUUUCUUCCAACGAUAAUUCCAGCCCUCCGCCUGUCUCCUCCAGCAUCCCCAGCAACAGCAGUGCUGGUACCAACCUUGCAACCAGCACUGCCCCUGUUGCUUCCACUGUUGCCGCUGCCUCUGCCACUGAUACGUCUGCCGCCAAGCCUUCUGCUAUCCCGCGGAAGCUUGCUGCCAGCCCCAUCACGCAGCGGUCGCCGCCCCGAGGGGUGGAUGUCGGGCUGGGGGGCGUGGCGUACGUGCCAGAGAGGGAAAGCGGCGAGGAAUCAAGUGCAGCAGUGGCUUCAGCGCCAGCAGAUGGAGGGGCGGAAGUGAAAGCAGUGAUAGAGCCCCUGCCUGCGUCUGCUGUGCUGGGCGGAGGUGGCGCUGGAGGGGGGAGUGAGGGAGGGAGGACUGAGCGGGCUGCACCACCAAGCAUGGGAGCAACAGUGCAAGCACCAGCUGCUGCUGUGGCAUCUCCAGCAGCAGCAGCAGCAGCAGCAGUCCCUGCGCCCACACCAGUGCCCGUGCCUGUGAUGGCCCCUGCGAUGCCGCCAGGGGCGCGGCUGAUGGACGAGAGGGCGCUGCUGACGUGCAUCGUGCGCACGCUGGCAGCGGACACGGGCGCCAAGGCACUCAUCUCGUCCACCGUGCAGCCGCGCAUGGCGCGCCUGCUAGCGCCGCUGUCCUGGGCGCACUACGAGCCGUAUUACGGGUCGCUGCACCAAUUCAUUGCCUCCAAGCCUCAGCUGUUUGGCAUGGAGGGGUCAGAGCUCGUGUUCCUAAACUCCAACGCCCAUGCCAUAAUCGCCACCCUCCCUCUCAAACCCACCUUUCCUUCCCCCCAUCCCUCCUCCUCCAUCCCCUCCCCCGCCACCUCCCGUCCUCUUGCUCUCACCCCUGCCGCUCCUCGCCCCUCUAUCGCCCGCUCACCCCCGCCUGAUUCUGCCGCUGCUGCUGGUGCUGCGACUGCUGCUAGUGUUGGUGCUAACACUGCUGCUGCUGCUGCUGCUGCUGCUGGUGCGGGUAGAGAAAGAGGCUCUGGUGCUGACAGCGGGGUUGCAGGUGGUGGGGGUGCGGGAGGCAGUGAGGAGAGUGGGUUGCGUCGGGAGGUUGUCGGUCCGGGAGUGGAAGGGGUGGGACGAGGCAGUCGCCUCUGGUUUGCCAGUGCUGCUCGGUAAUUUCCAGGAGCUGGGAGCAACAUAUAUGCAGGGUUACAUCAAUCACCAGUACUGAGGGAGGGAAGGGGAUGGCUUGAUGGUUGAAGGGAAGGUUAGGGAUGGGUUGAAGCAGCUGCCUGUGGCUGGUUGAAAUAUGCUCGAUGAGUCAUCAGAUGUUGUAGAUACGUGCGUACAUGUGUUUUGCACUGCCCGUUUCUUUCAGCUGGCAUUAAUAGCCUCAGAAGGAGUCUUCACA
Molecule: messenger RNA, 4750 nt
Organism: Closterium sp. NIES-67
Lineage: Eukaryota; Viridiplantae; Streptophyta; Zygnematophyceae; Desmidiales; Closteriaceae
Source: the annotation of a GenBank genome assembly